CGUCAAAUUCAUUAAGAGAGAGAGUGUGGUGAGGAGAAGACCUCGGUGGUUGAACGAUCGACAGAUGCGGUUCGAUACGUCAGAGGUGGUCCAACCGCCGGAUAUGUCAUACCACCCGGCGUUUCUACUUCACAGACCGACAGACUUCAGCGUCAGUUCGCUCCUGACGGGAGGCGGUGCAGCCGGGGGCGGCGGUGGGCAAGGGGGCCAGGCGCCCCAGGCCGCUUAUCCGCUCCCUCUGCCCUGCUAUCCGCUUCCGAAACACCCUUACACGACGGCCGAAGACGUCCUACAACACCCGGCCAUGCUCCGUCCUCUCAGGCCGAUACAGCCCGAAGACGACGGCAUCGUCGACGACCCCAAAGUGACCCUCGAAGGGAAGGAGCUCUGGGAGAAAUUCCACAAACUCGGAACGGAGAUGGUCAUCACCAAAUCUGGCCGGCGUAUGUUUCCCGCCUACAAAGUGCGAGUAAUGGGGCUUGACAAAAAGGCCAAAUACAUCCUCCUUAUGGACAUCGUGGCUGCCGACGACUGUCGCUAUAAGUUCCAUAACAGUAGGUGGAUGGUGGCCGGUAAAGCGGACCCAGAAAUGCCCAAAAGGAUGUACAUCCAUCCCGAUUCGCCGUCGACGGGGGAGCAGUGGAUGCAGAAAGUCGUCUCGUUCCACAAGCUGAAGCUGACCAACAACAUCUCGGACAAACACGGAUUCGUUGACGGUGUGUUGCAGACGAUAUUGAAUUCGAUGCACAAAUACCAGCCGAGGUUCCAUCUCGUCAGGGCGAACGACAUACACAAACUGCCCUACUCGACCUUCCGCACUUACGUCUUCAAAGAGACCGAGUUCAUCGCCGUUACGGCCUACCAGAACGAAAAGAUAACUCAACUCAAGAUCGAUAACAAUCCAUUUGCCAAAGGAUUUAGGGAUACGGGGGCAGGAAAAAGGGAAAAGAAGCAAGCGUUGAUGGCAGCUCAAAGGCAUCCGGAAGAGUUAAAACGCGGCUCGAUAGACUCGAGGGCGGAUGCGGACGACGACAAACUUUUGGAUGUCGUCGGGACUUCGGAACCGCCUCAUCCUCUUCAUCUUCCGCCUCAUCAUCACCCAGGUUGGUUGACAGGUGAUGCCGAGAGCGGACGGAGGGUCGUCAUGACGGGCCACGAAGGCGACAGCGAGGCAGAAAGCAGUUGCGAAAGCGAAUCCGGACCAGGAUUCAGGCCUCCCUCUCCCGCGGAACAAGGACCGGGACCCUCAGGUACCCACCACGGAGGCGGAGAGUACCCAUCGCCGAACAUCUCCGUCGGUCCACCGAUUCAUCCGGCACCUCACCUAUUGCCCUACCUCCUACCAUAUUCUCCAGGGCUGUACCACGGUGCAGGGGGUCACCCUGUUUUAGCCCCGGGUCCACCGCUGACAUCUCUAUUUUCCUCUCACCACGGGGUGACGUCGAGCUUGCUGUUCAACGCCCAACUGGCCCUGGCUGCGCAACACCCGGCUGCGUUUUUCGGACAGGCGGCCGCAGCGUACACGGCGGGAUUGUCACCGCACGCCCAUUCGCAUUCUCUUAAGGCGGCGUCUCUCGCCUCCGGAGUGCAUAGGUUUUCUCCUUAUUCGCUCCCUCCGCCGUCAAUCGUCGGCGGCUCUCCUAUCGGAUCCGCGUUCGAGACCGUCGCUCCAGGAAGCGGGGCCUGCUCGCCGAAACCGCCGACACCCCCGCCGACCACUCCUUCGCCUCCGAAGACCGACACCUCCUCGACUGCGAGUGAAUUGAAAAGUAUAGAGAAAAUGGUCAACGGUCUCGAAGUUAAAACCCCCGACCUCCUGAGUCACGUUAAAGUCGAGGACAAGUGAAUCCGUGACGAUGUAGGCAACUGUACAUAAAAAUGCGCUUUGUACAGACGGACUAGUGUGCGCAUCAUCGCCUACCCCCUUUUGCCUUCUUGCCGAAACGACCGAAACCAAAUCGUUUUUCGGAUCUUUAAGAUUCUUCGGUCCCUCCCUAUUGAAUUUUGGAUAUUAUCACAUUAUUUGUUGCAAUCAAUCUUAUUGUCUGUGAUUUUUUUAAUCUUGAGAUGGUUCGAUUCUAUGUGACUCCUACGUGAACGUAGAUUCGGGGUUCGACCCCAUCGAAGGGCGACUGUAGAUUGUCAAUGUUCAAUGAAUCGAUUAUGAAAACAUAUUCAAGUCAUACUUUCCGACACAGGAAGUCUUGGAGUGUGCUAUUCGAAUGUAAUGCUCCCACAAGAUUGCCUUAUAAGUUAUCGUUUAAAAAGGAGAGUAAAGAGCUCUAAAAAUUAUUUAAAAAAUGUUCCUCUCGUCGCUAAAUUAUAAACUUUCCACUAGUAGCUCGUCCUUUCGAGCUACGUUUAUACAUAUUUAUUUCCUAAUACUGUCACCAGUAACAUGAUAAUAAACUAACAAAAAUAUAUAUAAUGUAUACUUUGUGACCUUUAAGGCAUAUCAGUACUGGGGGCGUGCUUUGUCUAUUUGUCUAUUUUGUCUGAGUGUUUCUAUUAAAAGUGCAAUCCGCACUCGUUUCAAUCACAUUUUGGUUUCAUGUUAAUU
Messenger RNA from Cimex lectularius (bed bug), 2560 nucleotides. RefSeq names its product optomotor-blind protein (gene bi). The transcript has 8 exons. Lineage: Eukaryota; Metazoa; Arthropoda; Insecta; Hemiptera; Cimicidae. The record is from RefSeq and is a predicted model, not a curated record. Bases 65 to 1846 code for a protein of 593 amino acids. Gene Ontology annotation, cellular component: nucleus. Gene Ontology annotation, biological process: regulation of transcription by RNA polymerase II; cell fate specification; positive regulation of DNA-templated transcription. Gene Ontology annotation, molecular function: RNA polymerase II cis-regulatory region sequence-specific DNA binding; DNA-binding transcription factor activity, RNA polymerase II-specific.